Trematosphaeria pertusa is the source of this 667-nucleotide messenger RNA. RefSeq lists its product as uncharacterized. Lineage: Eukaryota; Fungi; Ascomycota; Dothideomycetes; Pleosporales; Trematosphaeriaceae. Bases 1 to 255 code for a protein of 84 amino acids. The transcript has 3 exons. The record is from RefSeq and is a predicted model, not a curated record.
AUGGGCGGCGGAGGAAAGAUCCCGUACCCAAAGCACGUCUGGUCACCGGCCGGUGGUUGGUACGCCCAACCCGCGAACUGGAAAGCCAACACAGCCGUCAUGAGCGCCGUCCUCGCAAGCAUCGUCGGGAUGGCCUGGAUGGUCAGCGCAAAUCGAGAAUACCGGGACAAGAUGCCCGAGCCGCACAGAUUCUUCCCGAGCCGAUACUGGAGCAAGCAGAUCAUCGAACACGAACGAAAAGAGAGCGAGAGCUAGAUGGGCAUGGAACAAUGGCGAAUCAAUUGGGGACCCUUGAGCUGUUUGCUGGAAGCACGCUAAGGCUGUACAUAUCCAUCCAGCCUUUUCCUGAAUUCUGAAAGCCUGUUCUCAACGCGAAUCCCGUUCCAUGUCUCGCCUUCUGGAGUGUGAGACAGGACCGGCAUGCCGACCUGUUCGAUAGCAAAGCUCGCUGAGAUCGAACCCCACAUUGCCGCUUCUUCAAGAUUAUCGACUCCCACGGCUGCACCGCCCCUUACUAAGCCCAUCGCUAACCCGCCCAGAAAGCCGUUGCCGCCGCCAGUAGGAUCGACUACCAUCUGUGCCGACUGAUGAUAUGCGGGCAGCCAUUUUUGAAAACCUUGGCGAGCAACGAAGCAGCCAUCUUUGCCCGCCCUGACGACAAUUCCAC